GAUGAGCAAUGUUUUGAUCGGUGCAAAGUCGAGUGAUUUUCUACUUCGUGAAAAAGUUUUCCAAUCGAUUUUUCACAUCAACAGGAAGGCGUCGCCAUUCCGGGAUGUCCUUGGUAAGACUGUGCGGCUCGGUUGGAGCCCAGUGGAUGCUGCUGCCCAAGACUGGAACUACCGCUAGCAGGGCAAUAUUGUCGAGAAGUCUAUUCUCAGGAAUCGGCCAAGGUACGCUACGGAUCACUGGGAGCAAUGCUCCGGUGCUAAUUGUUCGUACCGGUACGGAUCGGAACGAUCGGCGCAACGGGAAUGAGUGGAGGAGAGGCUAUAAAAAUUUUGGCCACCAGCCAGAACGGGAGCCCCUGGCUACCAAAAUUUUCUGCGCGUUCCUGGGUGCGAUAAUAUUGGGGACCUGUAUCGAUUGGAAGAAACUUGGGAAAGCGAUUGGCUUGCCAAGGGUAGAUGCCGAUGCGGGAGUGAAUGUGGAGAUGAGUAAUUCGAAUGCGGAACAAAUAGAAAGCGGCGAUGAUUCCGACGGUGAAGACGAGGACGACCAAGGCAAAAAGAAGCCCCGUAAGGAAAAGAUAGGUUUCCGGGAUCGCAAGAUAAUCGAGUACGAAAAUCGCAUGCGAACCUUCUCGACGCCGGACAAGAUAUUUCGCUAUUUCGCUACCGUAAAGGUCAUACACGGUGACACAUCUACGGUCUAUAUGACACCGUUCGAUUUCCUGCGAGCCAUCACACCGGGACUGAAACAGCCGGAUGGUCUUGGAUUGGAUCAAUACAAGCGAUACGACGCCAGGAGCGUGUCAACCCGGCUCGAUUUACACCUGGACAAGGACAGCAUUUUCUACAAGCUCGGAGCGUACGGACUGAUUUCCUUUUCCGAUUACAUUUUCCUGCUGACGGUGCUAUCAACUUCCCGUCGGCAUUUCGAAAUUGCAUUCCGCAUGUUUGACCUGAACGGUGAUGGCGAUGUGGACAGCGAAGAGUUCGAAAAGGUUGCCAAUCUGAUUCGUCAGCAAACCAGCAUCGGGAACCGGCACCGGGAUCACGCCAACACCGGAAACACCUUCAAGGGAGUAAAUUCAGCGCUUACGACCUACUUCUUUGGUCAAAAGAACGAUGAAAAGCUGACUAUCGAGAAGUUUUUGGACUUCCAACAGCAGCUGCAGCGGGAGAUUCUUACCCUGGAAUUUAUGCGUAAGAAUCCGGACGAAAAUGGUAACAUAAGUGAAGCGGAUUUCACUGAACUGAUGCUUGCUUACGCUGGUUAUACACAGAAGAAGAAGGUCAAGAAGAUCAAGCGCGUCAAGAAGAGGUUCCGUGAUCACGGUGAAGGUGUGUCGAAGGAAGAUUACCUUAAUUUCUUCCAUUUUCUGAAUAACAUCAACGACGUCGAUACCGCUCUAACGUUCUACCACAUUGCCGGUGCGUCCAUUGAUCAGGCCACUCUGAAACACGUAGCCAAAACGGUAGCAAUGGUAGAGCUGACCGAUCACGUCAUUGACGUUGUAUUCACCAUCUUCGACGAAAACAUGGACGGUCAGUUGAGCAACCGGGAGUUUGUAGCAGUAAUGAAAAACCGUUUACUGCGUGGUUUGGAGAAGCCAAAGGACACCGGGUUCGUCAAGUUGAUGCAUUCGAUUCUCAAGUGUGCCAAAGACACUAAACCUGUGCUGUUGGACUUGUAAGUAUGCAAGUACGGAAGGGGAAGUUGGUGGUUCUAUGUCUGCGGUGGUGAAUUCGUCCCUUGGCUCAGCUAGCGUCUCUAAUCGAAGAAGGGAAAUGUGUGCCAAGCACCAAACCCGACGUGGAAUGUUUGUUCAUAUUCAAUUACAAAGAAAUUGCACAAUCUACGCUUUUGUACCUAAUGUUUAAUGAUCCUGAUUUCUUCCGCCAUUUAUUAGAUGUUAAUAGCGUCUGUAGACGAUAUCGUUUUGUCUCAGCUUUUCCAACUAGGAUAACUAUCGCUCUCUUGAUCAUUAUCCGGCUCAUGUUACCAUGCAAUCUUUGUCUUGUAAAUUUGUAUUAAAUGUUUGUUUU
Molecule: messenger RNA, 2040 nt
Organism: Ochlerotatus camptorhynchus
Lineage: Eukaryota; Metazoa; Arthropoda; Insecta; Diptera; Culicidae
Gene: MICU1
Product: Mitochondrial calcium uptake 1
Exons: 10
Coding region: 105-1688 (527 amino acids)
Biological process (GO): mitochondrial calcium ion homeostasis; calcium import into the mitochondrion
Cellular component (GO): uniplex complex
Molecular function (GO): calcium ion binding
Source: RefSeq, a predicted model, not a curated record